GUAUACUACACCGUCUACACGUUCAAGUAGUGCAUAGGUUUUGAGCUGUUAAUAGAAAUGUGUGUCAGGGAGAGUGUACGGAUUAUUAGUCCACUUCUAGUAAAUUAAUGAUUAUUAGUUUGAGCACCAUUCUUUUCCAGGUAGAUGAAUGAUGAUGAUGAUGAUGAUGAUGAUGGUCAAAAAGUAUUCAACUGUCAUUUUAUUGAAAGGGAUCACAUUUCAAUCUAGUUCUAAAUAUUAAAUGUUGAAUAUAAAGCACAGGCCCCACAUUUUAUUCAUGUGCAAGUAGUUGGGUUGAAAGUAUGAUAGUAAAUAAACAAUGAGAUAAUUGACAAAGUAAUCAAUAUGUUAAAAAGAGAAUAGAUAAAUAUGAUUGCCUGGAUUAAAUUGAUAUUGCUGUUCUAUUUAUGUAUUUGUAUUAUUAUUAUUGUUGGUAGUUAUUUGUACUAAAUGAUUAAGCAUAAUAUAACAGACAUAAUAGAAAGCGUUCCUGUACUAGUUGCAAUAAUAAUAAGAUACAAGUCUUACAAAUAUUUUGUAAGCAAGACUUUUAUUUUGUUAGUCCUAAACAUUAAUUCACCCUUAUUUCUAUUUAAGUGCGUUUUUAGUUAUUUAUAAAACAGCCCGCGGUCACGUGAUCAGAGGGCUUUGCACCUACGUCAGAGAAGCCGAGCUGGUGCCGACUACUGAUCCUCACCGUCCUGCUGCAUUUAAACUCCACCACUUACCUUCUGAAAGACAUCUUCCUCCAACGGCAGUGACUGUUUGACUUCCCUCUCGCUGGUGACUCAAAGGCGCAUUGCACUAAAGUACAACUGCAUUGGAGACGCUCAGGGAACCGCAUAGCUCCUAAUAAUGUUACCCAGCUCGCAUUAACAAGAGUAUAUGGCUAACGUAAACGCAACCAACAUGUCUCCCCGCUAAGAAAACAACUGGUGCUAUUCUGUUGCGUUCAAGUUUCCAGGUGUGGUGGUGAGCCCAUGGAGAAGCCGUCAUCUUCAGGCAGAGCAGCUCUGGAGGAGAGACAUGGCCUGGUGGAGGAUGAUGGGAUACUGAGAGGGGCCGAGGGUGGAGAGGUGGAUGCUCGGACCCCGAGGAAGAGCAGCUCCUCCCGCAAGAGCUUCCGCUUGGACUACCGGCUGGAGGAGGAAGUAACAAAGUCCUGCCGGGACAAACAUGGCCGCUGGACCAACCCCUGGCCCACAUGGCGGUUCCCCUCCUACACCACCAUGCUCAGAUUCCUGUUAUUGGAUAAAAAUCAUAGCAAUAUACCAACUACUAAAGAGGCUCUGGACAGUGAGCUCCCAGUGAUGGAACCGUACUUUGUCCAGAGCCCAGACCUCUCUGACUCUGGUCCGGGUCUGAGAGUCACCUGGCUGGGUCACGCCACAGUUAUGGUUGAAAUGGACGGGCUGAAUAUUCUGACAGACCCAAUAUUUAGUCAGAGGGCCUCACCGUUCCAGUUCAUGGGUCCCAAAAGGUACAGAGGACCCCCCUGCACUGUGGAACAGCUGCCCAGGAUCGAUGCUGUUGUCAUCAGUCAUUCUCAUUAUGACCAUCUGGAUGCUGGCUCCGUGGCCAGUCUUAAUGCACGCUUUGGAGGGGAGCUACGCUGGUUCGUGCCCCUGGGUCUGAUGGACUGGCUGGUAAAGAUGGGCUGUGAGAAUGUGAUGGAGCUGGAUUGGUGGGAGGAGAAUUGUGUCCCGGGUCAUGAUGAUGUUACCUUCGUCUGCACACCCUCUCAACACUGGAGCAAACGCACAGCGCUGGACGAUAACAAGUCUCUAUGGGGCAGCUGGUCUAUUUUGGGCCCGGAUCAUCGAUUCUUCUUUGCUGGCGAUACCGGCUACUGCACUUCCUUCCAGGAGAUUGGCCGGCGCUUCGGACCAUUUGACCUCGCAGCAAUCCCCAUUGGCGCUUACCUGCCCAGGGAUAUGAUGCAGGGGCAGCAUGUAGAUCCAGAAGAGGCUGUUCGGAUCCACCAAGACCUUCAGGCCAAACACUCCGUGGCCAUUCACUGGGGAACCUUUGCUCUUGCCUAUGAGUACUACCUGGAGCCACCGGUUCGUCUCAGAGAGGCCAUGGAACAGAAAGGACUGAAGCAAGAAUCCUUUUUCACUCUACAUCACGGGGAGUCCCGCCUUUUAGCGCCACAGGAAGGAGACGUCUUUGACUGAUCCUCUCUGUAACAAAGUGCAGAAAAUGUUUAUCAUAUUUGAUGGUCUACAGAAGUUUUAAAACGUUCUACAAUGCUGUAUCUCCACCAGAGAAGAAAAAUAUUGUUUGUAAUUCUUUCCUUGUGAGAAACAUUUUAAUAUGAAAUUCAAGUCACAAAUAUUUGUAUCUGUGUAACAAAGCACAAAAAUCAGACUUCUUUUUUGUUAUCCUAAGAAGUAUAAUUGCCAAUUUCACAUAACUCAUAUUUGGAGACGCUUCAGGAAGCUUUCAGCCCUGAGGAGACCAGAGCAGUGACGUAUGUUCAACCACUGAAACAAAAUGUCUCAUGCUAAUGUUAUCGGUUGGUGUAAACUAUCUGGUCAAGAAUAAAUGAAACUCACAUGGAGUAACUGGUGCAGGGAACAAUGUGGAAUUGAACCACAAACCUUGAGUAUGAAACUGGACGGGAGAAAGAUGCAGCUUCACGGUCACACACAGCUGGACUAUGACGUUCCUGUGAGCUGUAAUAGAACAGAAAACAAUCAUCAGGUUAUUUAGAUUGGUGCUAGCUGAUGCCACAAUACAAAAAGGUAUUGUUUUUCUGAAUGUACACUGGCCAACAUGAGAUGCAGAAGUGUAAGAAGAAAUCGAUUUGCCUGUGAAAUGAAUUCCCAACCACUGUAUUUUAAUAGAAAGCUUUGUUAAAGAACUGUCAGACGCAGACUGAAGUUGAGCUGGGUUCACCUUCGUGUCUUAAAUAGUGCUUUAGUGUGAUCAUUUUCACUUCUUAGAACGCAAGUAAACGGAUGUAUUUGCUUCACAGCAAAAGUAGAAUCAUUUUAGUACUCGCUGUUAAAGUGAUUUAUUUUUUUAUGUUAACGCUGAAUGAACGUGGCUUAGACUUGUUCCAUUUCACUGAUUCUCCCAUUAAAUAUAACUUGCAUUUAAAAUGUUUCUUUCUUGUCAACAGUUAUAAACAUGUCAAAAAAGCCAGAGUACAACACGUCAACAGAACUAUCUAGAAUAAGGGAAAAAGCCGUACUAUAGUAUGUCAAAAAAGUCCUGAAAGUCAUAGUAUUGUAUUUCGAAAAAGUCAUAAAACGUCAUAGUAUAGCAUGUCGAAAAAGUCAUAGUAUGUCGAAUAAAGUAAGUACUGUAGCCUACGUCAAAGAAAAGUCAUAAGAACAUCAUAGUAUAGCAUGUCGAAAAAAGUAAUAGAAUAUCUCGAA
Molecule: messenger RNA, 3386 nt
Organism: Anarrhichthys ocellatus (wolf-eel)
Lineage: Eukaryota; Metazoa; Chordata; Actinopteri; Perciformes; Anarhichadidae
Gene: napepld
Product: N-acyl phosphatidylethanolamine phospholipase D
Exons: 10
Coding region: 981-2177 (398 amino acids)
Biological process (GO): N-acylphosphatidylethanolamine metabolic process; N-acylethanolamine metabolic process
Cellular component (GO): cytoplasm; membrane-bounded organelle
Molecular function (GO): N-acylphosphatidylethanolamine-specific phospholipase D activity; zinc ion binding
Source: RefSeq, a predicted model, not a curated record